Penaeus indicus is the source of this 1119-nucleotide messenger RNA. Its product is annotated as alpha-(1,3)-fucosyltransferase C-like. NCBI's taxonomy places the organism in Eukaryota, Metazoa, Arthropoda, Malacostraca, Decapoda, Penaeidae. The transcript is spliced from 8 exons. Bases 1 to 1119 code for a protein of 372 amino acids. Gene Ontology annotation, cellular component: membrane. Gene Ontology annotation, molecular function: fucosyltransferase activity. The record is from RefSeq and is a predicted model, not a curated record.
AUGAUCAUCAGUGACAUGCAAUUUUCGAACAUUAAUACUGCAGGGUUACCUCUGCUGAAGGCGAGAUUCCAAUUAUUCUACGGAUGCCUGGUCCUGUUCACCAUCUUCGUCGUGUUCUUCGAGGAACAUGAAGAACAGACCUUCCACAUGAUGGACUACACUUCAGACGCCAGUGGAGGUUUCAGAUCGCCAAAAAUAUGGGAACAAUUACCUCAAGAAAAUGACAACACCAAUAAUGAAACAAAAAAUCCCUUACCUGUUGGUGAACGAAACUUGAGGAAAGACGCUGCUCCUGCUGUUUACUUGGAAGAAAUGCCUAAGGAAUUUUGUUUUCCUGAAGAAGGCUUAGAUCUUCGUGAUCCGAAGUUGAAAAAGAUUCUCAUUUGGAAUUCAGAUCCUGCAAAAUACAACGGUCUAUUCAACUGGACGAUGACCUAUAGGAGGGACUCGGAUAUUGUUUAUACCUACGGCCGUGUGUAUCCAUCUCCCUCGCCGUCGUCGUCAGUUUCAAAGGACAAGAAUUUCGCGGAAGGGAAGACGAAGAUGGCGGCCUGGUUCGUGUCCAACUGCUAUUCCCAUUCCAAGCGAGAGAGAAUUGUGAAGGGCUUGCAGAAAUUUAUCAAGGUGGACAUUUAUGGUAAAUGUGGACCGCUGGAAUGCCCUCGUGCAAACACUCGCCUGUGUUACCAGAUGCUAGAAGAAAAUUACAAGUUUUAUUUUUCGUUUGAGAACUCUCUCUGCAAGGAUUACGUGACAGAAAAGCUGUUCUCUGUUCUUAAAUACAAUGUAGUUCCUGUGGUAUACGGUCUCGCUAACUACGCCCUGAUCGCCCCUCCUGGUUCCUAUAUCGACGCCUUGAGCUUUCCUUCAGUGGAAAGUCUUGCCAAGUACUUGAAAUACCUCGAUGGAAAUGAUACAGCUUAUAAUGAGUACUUCAGGUGGAAGGGCCAGUACACCAUUGACAACGGCUGGUCCAACACGGCUCAAGGAUUUUGCGACCUGUGCAAGAAACUCCACCAGGACAGCAAGCCUAAGGUUUAUCGUGAUAUUAAAGAUUGGUUUAUGUUGAGAGGCGGUUGCAAGACGUUAAAGAGCAGGUCUUGGCUGCCUUGGCUUUAA